GAAUCCCGCAAAACUAUUCAGAGCCACCAGACCGCUGUUCUCAUCACCAUCGCACUCCAGAGGGCUAGCCACCAUGUCCAAGCCCAGAGAUAUUCAGCAAUUCCUCGACUCUUAUCCACACAGCAGCUCAAAUCCCGACCUGACAAGCAAUAUCAAGUUUUACAGAAAUGAAAUCCCAUGUCGACCAGGAACGGAGCGUUAUGAAGAAUGGGUGCAGGCGCAUGGAAGGGAUUGGAGGCAUCUAGAGUGGGAUCAUGGGUAUAUUCAAUGGUUCUUCCCCAUCCGGGAGCAUGGUGUUAAUCCGAGGGCUCAGCCGCUCGAGGUGCACGAGAUCGAGGUUAUGAAAGAUGACCCAGAGGUCUUGGAACGACUUCUGAGGUCAUACAAAAUGAUGCUCGCCUUCUACGGUAUCGAUUUCAAUGGCGGUCACCUCAAACUAGCCGAGAACCACAAAGAACGUCUCUCCAACCUCCGCUCAGCAAACCACAACCUCCUACGCCUGACCCGUAUUCUCAAACACCUCUCCGAAUUCCCUGCUCUCCAACCGCACGCCGCACCCCUCGUCCUCUUCUUCACCGCCCUCCACUCCGAAGGUCUCUUGGACUUUUCAAACAGCACGAUGAGGGGUGGGAGCUUGGAAGGAUGGUGGAGCAAUUGUUUUCGGGAUGUGGAGGAGAGGAAGGAGGUUAGAAAGGUUGUGCUGAAUAGGGGAGGAUAUGGGGACGGGGUUUGGGGGUGGAAGGCGUUUGAGGCGUGGUAUGAGGAGAGGGUGAAGGGUGGUAAGGUUGGAUUUCUCGGGAAGGACGCGACGCCACCUGCAGAUAGGACAGAUUGAGAUACACCUCCCAUUUUCCCACCGACACCACUCAGAGUCUUCUCACACCAGUAGUCGCGACACGCUCUUUGCAUUGAUCCCACGCCCGGGCUCGCCCAAUACUGAGAAUUCGGCCUCUUGGGUCAAUCGCAUUUCUGAUAGUCAUAAAGUGUAGGACGCUUAGACGUAUCCGAGGUAUAACAUAUGCAUCAG
Cryptococcus amylolentus CBS 6039 is the source of this 1027-nucleotide messenger RNA. RefSeq lists its product as hypothetical. The transcript is spliced from 6 exons. Gene Ontology annotation, cellular component: membrane. NCBI's taxonomy places the organism in Eukaryota, Fungi, Basidiomycota, Tremellomycetes, Tremellales, Cryptococcaceae. The coding region runs from base 74 to 835 and encodes 253 amino acids. The record is from RefSeq and is a predicted model, not a curated record. Gene Ontology annotation, molecular function: opioid growth factor receptor activity.